CGAACGACACACGGCCAUCCGCGGGAAACCAAUACUAUGUACAAACCUUGAGAGCAAGGGUCUGGGGGUAGGCUCCACUUCUUGGCUGCGCGUGUCUUUAUUAAUCCUUUUCGCGGGACGCGCGUCUCUUGCUCCCAAGCCUCAAACCUUGAAACAGCACGGUUCACGAAUCUCCCAAUGUCUCUUUUUGCCCAGACCUGGAGGCUGCCAACCCCUGCCUGAUCUUCAGAUGACGGCAUGCGGCUACACGUUAGAAAGACCCACUGUCGUCGUCGCCCGUUUUUGCUGGUCAGUCUGUUAGUCUUUUAUAUCGCGCUCAACACUAAGGAGUUUUCUGCUCGGGUGGGCUACCGAGAAAGAGACGCGGACACUCACGUGGCUCUUCGUCUUCGUGGUGUAAAAUAACUAGUGUACCAUUAAGACACUAU
This is a messenger RNA of Truncatella angustata, 428 nucleotides long. RefSeq lists its product as uncharacterized. The record is from RefSeq and is a predicted model, not a curated record. The coding region runs from base 238 to 405 and encodes 55 amino acids. The transcript has a single exon. NCBI's taxonomy places the organism in Eukaryota, Fungi, Ascomycota, Sordariomycetes, Amphisphaeriales, Sporocadaceae.